CAUUUUUUUAAUGCAAUCCAUCAAUUCAACCUCAUGAAGAACAAGUUUUAUUUAGCUGGUGUAAUCAUUCAAUGUUGUGGGGUUUUUCUUCUUUUCCUUUGUACAAACAGAAACCAUGCCUUUAUCAAACAAGCAUCAAAGAAAGAAUCAAGAAAAAGUUUGCACAGUGAAUUAGACAGUGUUUGGCUGUUCCGUAUAUCAAGGAAACAUUCUCUCCCAAACAGAGUCACAAUUAUUAGUUCACCCAGAAUCUUCCCAACUCGUUGGAGAAUAACACUCUGGACAUCGUUCAGUUACUUUCAGCGAGAGAGAAGGAGAAAAUUAUUAUCAUCAAAUACAAAAAAGCAAAGGGGAAAAAGUGGAAAGCAAGAAAAUUCUUCAACAACAAACAAUGCCACUGUGCAGCUUUCAUCGAAUUCCUGGAAAGGUACUUCUGGAGUUAAGAAGCUUGACGACAGCUUGGAACAUGAACUAAGUAAUGGGUUUUCAGAUCUAAUGGUUCAGGAUCCUCCAUGUGGUGCUAGGGCAUCUGAACCGUCCCCUGCUCCCAUGAUCACCUCACAGGUUUCUAGAAUGGCAAUUCAAAGAUCUCCUGGACAGCCAGCAAGAACCGGGUUGCUGCAAAAUGGGUAUUUAGAGUCAAUGGUUCAUGAACAGUUGAGAAGAGUGAAGUUCUCAUGGAAUUAUCCUGGGAAUAAUGUAGCUAUUGCAGGAUCAUGGGACAACUGGGAAACCACGAAGGCUUUGCAGAGAGUGGGGCAGAUUUUUGUUGCUGUAAAAACUCUCCCAGUAGGUAAUUCCAUUGAUGAUAAACCCCAUCUUCACAAUUGUUAUAUCUGCUUCAGGAAAACACUGUUUUGAUCCAUGACAUAUAUACACUCCAAAGUCGUAGAUUUUUUCUGAUACAUGCUUCAGGAAAACACCUUUAGGAGCAUGUGUGUGUGUAUAGUUAGAUCGCAAUCUUACUGCAAUCAAAGUAAAAGCAACAUUCUUUUCUUGUUCUUGAUACAAAACAUGAUCAUCAUUCUUUAAUCUAAACUCACUGGACAUAGACAGAAUUUCUUCACCUGCAUUGUUUCCUUUCAUACAGAAUGUAUCAGAGUCCUUUGGACAGAUAUUAAAUUAUAUUAAAUGUAUAAUCUUGAUUGUGGAAUUUUAUGGCAUCACAUCUUGAUGCUGCAUCUCUUGCUUUUGUUUACUUGAUUAGUAGAUCAUCCUACUUGUUAAAUGACGAUGCCAAAUCAGUUAUCUUGAUUGCAUGUGGAUUCCAUAUCAGUUAUUUUUCUCUCUACACGGCGCAAGUUUUCACAGAAUUCAGAAUCUCAAUUACCAGAAAUAUUCAGUUCAAAGGAAGAGAGAGAGAGAGAAAUAAAGAAAAUCCCCAAAAAGAUAUUUUGGAAAAAUUAAUCAUUUGGUUCUCAUAAUUUUGAUCCAAUUGUCACUCAGUCUCUAAAUUUUAAGUUAAUACAACUCGUUUCCUAUAGUUUGACUUUGUUAUAAAUCAGCCUUUAAACAUUGAUUUGGUACAACUCAAUUCCUAAGUUUUCAAAAAAUAACUUUAAUUCUCAUAAUUUUAUUUUUGAAAAUAUAGAUAUCAACAUUUUAAAUGAUUAAAACUAUAGGAAUGAAAUUGCACUAAGAUAGAGUUUAGAGAUUGAGUUGCAAUUAAGUCAAAAUUAUAAAAAUUAAGUUGUAUCAAGUCAAAAUUUAGGGACUGAUUUACAAUCGAGUUAAAAUUAUAAUGAUCAAAUAAUUAAUUUUCCUUUUUUGUUUUAUCAAUGCCCUUUCUAAAAUCUGAAUAGACUCAUGCAGCAAUGACCAUUUGAACAUCCUCUUCUUUUGUUUCUGCAGAAUACUCUAACUUAGCUCAUGAUAAACCAUAUUUUACAGGAUUAUAUUCCAGAAAAUCUGGCAAAAUUAUCAGGUUUUGAAUCUCCUCCAUCACCACCAUGGAGCUAUGACAACAUAUUCUUAAAUGAAGAAGAAUUUGAUAAGCCUCCACCAGAAUUACCACCACAAAUGCCAGUGACUGUA
Molecule: messenger RNA, 2034 nt
Organism: Prosopis cineraria
Lineage: Eukaryota; Viridiplantae; Streptophyta; Magnoliopsida; Fabales; Fabaceae
Product: SNF1-related protein kinase regulatory subunit beta-2-like
Exons: 5
Coding region: 34-861 (275 amino acids)
Molecular function (GO): protein binding
Source: RefSeq, a predicted model, not a curated record